ACAGGGGAUUCGGGGAUUGGCGGACGCGGCACGCAGAUUCCCCCGGAUGGGGCGUGUGCGGCUGCCGGGGCCGCAUCGUGUGCACGCCAAAUUCUCCCGUCCUCCUCCUCGACACCAGCUAGCGAGGCUAGCCAGUUACUAACCUUAUCCCCCCGGCUGGCCUCUCUGCGCCUCGCCCAGCCAGCUAUUACCCCCCUCCUGCCCGCGCGACCGCACUGUCCUCCUGCUCCUGUUGGUUUCUUGUCUUCCUCGCCUCCACUUGCUUGCCGCUCCCUCCGAUCACCAGCUGCGUGCGCCGACCUCUGCUCUACUACACAGAGCGAUGAACAUCUUGAACCAGCCCAUCAACCCCGGCGGCCACCCUGUGUUCCCCGCGGCAAAGGAGACUGGCCAGCUGAUGCCGGCGUCGGUGCGCUUCGACGGCGUGCCGGCACAGCCGAGCACGGCGGCCGCGGGGCGGUCCCACGCGCACUCCCGAAGGUGGCAGGCGCAGACGCUGCGCCGGGCCAGCAGCUACGUCGGCGUCGAGCACGACGGCGCCGCCGUCGCCGUCCCAGCCACGGCCCCGGCUCCACCUUUCAAGCCGCUUACGCUCGACUUCCUGCGGUCCCUCCUGGACAAGAACGGCAGCAUGGGCUCGGUCGCGGACGGCGCCGCGCCGGUGGCGCCGCCGCCGCAGCUGCUCGCACUGCGGGUGGUCGUGACCUCCGCCCUGGAGCUGGAUGCGCGCCAGACCGAGCUCAUCGCGCGCAAGAUGCGCCGGCUCACCGGGUUCGUGAAUCUGAAGGUUGAGAACGUCGUGGACCCGUCCCUGAUCGCCGGCUUCGUGGUCUGCUACGGCACCGACGACUCGCACGUCAUCGACCUCAGCGUGAAGGGACAGCUCGCCGCGCUCAAAAACCGCGUCGACUCCAUCGACCAGAGCGCCCACGCCCACGGACACGCACACCACUGAUCGAAGACCUGAUGCAUCCGAGAAAAGCGCACCGUCGGUACACCGUGCUAUAUAGCACUAUCCUUCGAGAAACAAGUAAAUAUAGAAGAAGCGAGUGACAUGCCAACAACAGUUUUCCCAUCUAAUGUUGUUGUAAAUCGUGAGAAACCAGCUACUACAUUUCAGCUGAGCUAUAUAUGUGUUUGUAUAUGGUCGAUGCGGAAACAGCGGUUUGUGCGGUGUAAUGUGCUGUUCUGAAGUUGCAGUUUGCAUGCAACGUUGAGGGUUGCAGCUCUGUAAUGCAAGAGCAGAGGCUAAUGUCUUGAGAAAGAUAGCUAAAUGCUACUGUAUCCAGGAACCAAGAUAUUGUAUUUGUCACUUGUCAGGGACAACUAAAGCUUUUAUAUAUGUUCAGUGUUCUACA
Messenger RNA from Phragmites australis (common reed), 1358 nucleotides. Its product is annotated as ATP synthase delta chain, chloroplastic-like. Gene Ontology annotation, cellular component: chloroplast thylakoid membrane. The record is from RefSeq and is a predicted model, not a curated record. Gene Ontology annotation, molecular function: proton-transporting ATP synthase activity, rotational mechanism. Gene Ontology annotation, biological process: proton motive force-driven ATP synthesis; photosynthetic electron transport in photosystem I; photosynthetic electron transport in photosystem II. Bases 323 to 955 code for a protein of 210 amino acids. NCBI's taxonomy places the organism in Eukaryota, Viridiplantae, Streptophyta, Magnoliopsida, Poales, Poaceae. The transcript has 2 exons.